Molecule: messenger RNA, 2914 nt
Organism: Oncorhynchus kisutch (coho salmon)
Lineage: Eukaryota; Metazoa; Chordata; Actinopteri; Salmoniformes; Salmonidae
Gene: mcrs1
Product: microspherule protein 1
Exons: 15
Coding region: 338-1768 (476 amino acids)
Biological process (GO): positive regulation of transcription by RNA polymerase II
Cellular component (GO): MLL1 complex; Ino80 complex; NSL complex
Molecular function (GO): G-quadruplex RNA binding; protein binding
Source: RefSeq, a predicted model, not a curated record
UAAAUGAGCCAGUCCUGUUGGUGGCGACAAUGCACGUUACGAGAACAUUAUGAAGAAGACGGCCAACGACAUUUCCUGUGCGUACCGGAAAUGUGUUUCGUUCUGUUAUUGUUAGCAUGAAUGUAACUAGCUAGCUAAUUUCGAAUAUAACAGAAACAUACAGCAAUUGUGUUGAUUUAUUCGAAGUUCAACGUACCUGAAUAGACUCUAGUUGGCUGAUAAACCAGCCUGAGACGAGAUUGCCACCUGAGAUACGUUGUCUGAGUGACACCUGCCGAAUGUAGCAACAUUAUUUUAUUCAACGUUUAUUCGAAAUCUCUGGACUGUGAACAAGAUCAUGGAAAAAGAUAUGCAGGCAGGUGCUGCAGCUGCAUCUGUGGUUGGGGCACCGAUGGGAGCAGCUGGGACACAGAGCCGUUCAGAGGACGAGGAGUCGACAGGGAUGAAAGAUAUCAAAAGAACAGCAACACAGGCAUUUGUUGGGGGUGGUGGUGUUGUGCCCAAUCGCAGGAGCUCUUCAAGGUCAAUUAAAAGGAAGAAAUUUGAUGAUGAACUGGUGGAGAGCAGCCUGGCCAAGUCAUCCAGCAGGGUCAAGGGCCCACCUGUCAUCGAGCCAAUCCGCUGCUCUGGGAGCGAACCCUCAUCCAAUGAGAAGAAGAAGAUGUCCAAGUCCAGCACGGCCCUCACGCCGCCCCUCACUAUGGUGAUCACCCCCCCGCCCAUCGCCAAGCGGGUGAAGAAGAGCAAGCAGCCCCUCCAGAUCACUAAAGACCUGGGCCGCUGGAAACCCACUGAUGACCUGCUGCUCAUCAACGCUGUGCUACAGACGACAGAUCUCACCUCUGUUCAUCUGGGAGUGAAAUUCAGCUGUCGUUUCACCCUGAGGGAGAUCCAGGAGCGCUGGUACUCUCUGCUCUAUGACCCCGUCAUCUCCAAGUUGGCAUGGCAGGCGAUGAGGCAGCUUCAUCCUGAGGCCAUUGCUGCAAUCCAGAGCAAAGCUCUCUUCGGUCAGGCUGAGGAGGCUCUACUGGCCAAGAUUGCAUCAAGCAGUCAGCCCAAGCUGGAGGUGUUCCAGGAGCUGCUGAGUAAGCACCCCAGUGUGUUCUACCCCUCCCGCACACCCAAGAGCAUGCUGGUGCACUGGCAGCUGCUCAAACAGUACUACCUGCUGGAGGACCAGAGUGUCCAACCUUUCCCUAAAGGUGACCAAGUCCUCAACUUCUCUGAUGCUGAGCAGCUGGUGGAUGAUGCUAAGCUAAAGGAGAGCAGAGAUGAGGUGCUGGAGCAUGAGCUGAUGAUAUCUGACCGCCAUCAGAAGAAGGAGAUAAGGCAGCUGGAGCAGGAGCUACCACGCUGGCAGGUCCUGGUGGACAGCAUCACAGGUAUGAACUCUCCAGACUUUGACAACCAGACGCUGGCAGCUCUGAGAGGCCGAAUGGUUCGCUACCUUAUGAGGUCACGAGAGAUCACCCUGGGCAGAGCCACCAAGGACAAGCAAAUAGAUGUGGAUCUGUCUCUGGAAGGACCUGCCUGGAAGAUCUCCAGGAAACAAGGGAUAAUUAAACUGAAGAACAACGGGGACUUCUUCAUAGCCAACGAGGGCCGCAGGCCCAUCUACAUAGACGGCAGACCAGUCCUGUCGGGCAACAAGUGGAAACUCAACAACAACUCUGUAGUGGAGAUUGCAGGUCUUCGUUUUGUGUUUCUGAUUAACCAGGAGCUGAUCUCACUCAUCAAGGCAGAAGCAGCUAAGAUGAAUCAGCAGUGAGAGAGAGCGAGGCCAAGAUAGCUGCUUUUAGCAACACUGGUGCAUUGGCACACAAGCAUUGCUGGGAGUUGGGUUGCAAAAACUGAACAGUCCGCAGGCCAGAAGUUAAUACAAUUAUAUUUCAACUUACUCUGCCGGUGGUCUUGACGGUUGGUCCUUAUAGCGAGUGGAAUUUGAGACAAAAUAUCAAAGUAUGUGGAAAGUCUGUUAAAUAAUAACUUUUAUAUAAUUUUUCUCAAGUUCCCCAACUGUCCAGACCACCUGCAGAGUUAGUUGAAAUUGAAUUUUAUUUAACUUCAUGCUCUGUUGCGGAAAGACUGAGACAUGUUUGAUAGUGUCUUGUUGCUGUAUUGUUUGUCCUUCAUGUUCUAAUACUUCAGUUACCCCUUCCUUGUGUUUUUUUGUAAUAAUAAAAAUAAAAAAACUUCUUGCUCCCCCCCGCCUGUUCUGUUUUUUAGCAACCCAAUUCCCAGCAAUGCUAGUGUGUCAGUGCACCAGUGUUGCUAAAAGCAGUUAAGGGUAAGACCCAUGCCUGUGUCCACUGCCCAGCCAGCUCCUUCAUACAGAGCAACGUACGGUGGCCAAUGGACACGACCAGGAGCCUAAUGGACACCCCCAGGAGCCUAGUAGACGAGGACCACAUGAAGGACCACAGAUUUGAAGGAAAGUAACCAGGAACCCCUUUAGUCAUGGUUAUACAGUGGAGUAAGAGCACGACACACACACACACUCUGAGAAUGAUUGUGGUCUUUGGCUACAUCACAUAUCUUUCCGCUGCUGAACAUUUUAGGGUGAAUCUCAUCUCAAAGAACCUAAAUGAUACUUUCCUUGUAACUACAGGACCGUAACACCAGUUUAGUCUUGUUUUAAAGUUUAAAUUGGGAUUCAUAUCAGGAGGUUCCACAGUGCCUUUUAAGACAAUGGAUUUGUUUUAAAACUGUGUUUCCUUUUAGUUCAUACAGGUUUAGGUUGAAUUGGUACAUGCAAAGAUACAUUUAGGACCACGAUAGGGAAUCAGUCAUAAAAAGUGAUAUUGUGUAUGUAUGUAUUAGUGCUACUUAAGCCAAAGCCAUGUAAAAGUCAAUGUGACAGUUUGUUUGAUUUUUGUAUGAACGCUUGGAUUAAAAUGUGUCAUUAGUUGAGCCA